Molecule: messenger RNA, 4462 nt
Organism: Sphaeramia orbicularis (orbiculate cardinalfish)
Lineage: Eukaryota; Metazoa; Chordata; Actinopteri; Kurtiformes; Apogonidae
Product: ephrin type-A receptor 6-like
Exons: 20
Coding region: 712-3738 (1008 amino acids)
Biological process (GO): axon guidance; ephrin receptor signaling pathway; protein phosphorylation
Cellular component (GO): dendrite; plasma membrane
Molecular function (GO): ATP binding; protein binding; transmembrane-ephrin receptor activity
Source: RefSeq, a predicted model, not a curated record
UUUAGAAGAUAGAUGAGCAAAAAUAUAAAAACAAGUUAGUUUUAGACGCACGCACAAAUCUGUAGCUUUGGAGGAAAAACCGGCUCAUAUAGAUCUGCGCCAGAGCAUCAGUCCUAUCCUGAGCGGAGGGGGAGACACACGCAGUAAUACAGAGGCUCCGUGAGGGAUGCACGGACUCAAAGUGAGGCGGGAAGUCAGGGAAUUUCCUUUUUCUCCCCUUGUUUCUCUAUGUCAUCGGGAUAAACAAAUGAAAGGACAAACAGUCUGACUUAGUGACUCGGACGCAUCGUGGAAGUUGGCUUUUGGACACUUUUGGAAUCCUCUGCAUCUGUAUCUGCAUCGUCCUGUCCGUCUAUCGAGGUUUUAAAUACAGCACACACAUCCCAUCCACUGCUUUUUCUUUUUUCUUUUUCUUUUUUCUUAAACUUGCACCUCUUGUCUGUUGUUUUCCAUGUGCGCAAUGGCUCGUCGUCUACACCGUCGGUCAGCUUGUCUGCGCACAGGGGUUUACCUGGAUGCUUGACUGAAAAAGAAAAAAAAAAAAAAAGAAAAAGAAACUAUUUUAACAACUUCUGUGGAUUCGACCCUCGGAGUCUGGAUACUUUGGAGAUUUCAGACACGUAUUUCAUGAAACCCUCCUGCCUUUUCUUUUGGGGGAUUUAUAUAGGAGACUGUACUGCGUUAUAGCUCGUAGCGCACUUGUGUCUGACGAUGUACUCCAGAAGGGAAUAUUGUGUGCUUUUGUUCUUGCUUAAAAGUGUUCUGUCGGACCCUGGAACCACGAACCAAGUGGUUCUGUUGGACACCACGACAGUGCUAGGAGAACUGGACUGGAAGACCUAUCCUGUCAAUGGGUGGGAUGCAAUCACAGAAAUGGAUGAGCAGAACCGGCCCAUCCACACCUUCCAGGUUUGUCAUGUGAUGGAGCCAAACCAGAACAACUGGCUUCGGUCUGGAUGGAUCCAACGACAGGCGGCACAAAGGGUAUAUGUGGAGCUACGUUUCACACUGAGAGACUGCAACUCCAUCCCUUGGGUGUCAGGCACCUGUAAAGAAACCUUCAACCUCUUCUACCUGCAGACAGAUGAACCGCUCCCUGGAGGGACUCGGUUUCGACCUACAGACUAUGCCAAAGUGGACACUAUAGCAGCAGAUGAGAGCUUCACACAGACAGACCUCGGAGACAGAGUUCUUCGCCUCAAUACUGAAGUCAGAGAAGUCGGACCUGUGACACAAAAGGGUUUCUAUCUGGCCUUCCAGGAUGUGGGUGCAUGUAUUGCUCUUGUGUCUGUCAAGGUCUUCUACAAACGCUGCCCAUCAACUUUGAGGAAUUUAGCGGCAUUUCCAGAUACUGUGCCGCACAUGGACUCGUCCUCACUAGUGGAAGUGAGGGGCGCAUGUGUGGAGAACGCAGAGGAGAGGGACACACCCAAACUGUACUGUGGUGCUGAUGGAGACUGGUUGGUACCGCUGGGUCGCUGCGUCUGCAGUAUCGGCCAUGAGGAAAUGGACAGCCUCUGCCAAGCUUGUAAGCCGGGUUUCUUCAAGGCGUACGCUGGGAACACUAAAUGCACCAAGUGUCCUCCACAUAGCUCCAGCCAUGACCAGGCCGCCACCAUCUGUCACUGUGACAAAAGCUUCUACAGAGCGAUCAAAGACCCCUCCACCAUGGCUUGCACAAGGCCUCCGUCAGCUCCCCGGAACCUGGUCUCUCUGAUCAAUGACACAGCUCUCUUCUUGCAGUGGAUGCCUCCUCGGGACACAGGAGGCAGGAAGGACAUCACUUACAACAUCCUCUGCCAACGCUGUGAUACUACCGACAGUGAAGGUGUGGUGACGCAGUGUGAGCCAUGUGAACCUGACCUGCGCUUUAUCCCACGGCCACUUGGUCUGACUGGGACAUCUGUGGCAAUCCUGGAUUUUGCAAUGCACGCAAACUACACCUUUCAUGUGGAGGCUGUGAAUGGCGUCUCUGGGCUGGGGGUAGCUGCACGCUCUCUGGCAAACGUUACGGUCAAUACACACCAAGCCGGUCCUGCACUGGUGGGUGUAGUCAGGAAGGACUAUGCCUCCCAAAACAGCAUCGCCCUCUCCUGGGCAGAAGUGGAACAGCCGCCCUCAGACAUAGUGGACUAUGAAGUCAAAUACUUUGAAAAGGAACAAGAGCAGCUGAGUUACUCGUCAACACGCACCAAAGUCCCCAGUGUAGUGGUAACCGGUCUCAGACCCUCUACUGUCUAUGUCUUCCAUGUGCGCGCUCGCACCGCCGCCGGCUACACAGCAUACAGCCCCAACUUUGAGUUUUCUACUGCAGCAGAGGAUCCUGAUAUUGCAGAUCAGGGUCAAGUUCUAGUGGUUGUCACAGCAUCAGUAGGAGGAUUCUCCUUAUUGGUCAUCCUCACUCUCUUCCUCCUCAUUACUGGACGGCACAAAAUACUGAGAGGGUUCUUCUUCUUCUGUGGUAAACUGGGCAGGUGUCAGGGGUAUAUCAAAGCCAGGAUGAAGUCAGAGGAGAAGAGAAGGACACGCUUCCACAGUGGACAUGUCCCAUUUUCUGGGAUUAAGACUUAUGUGGAUCCAGACACAUAUGAAGACCCUACUCAGGCUGUGGAGGAAUUCGCCAAAGAGAUAGACCCUUCAUACAUAUGUAUUGAGAGGGUGAUUGGUGCAGGUGAAUUUGGAGAGGUCUGUAGUGGUCGAUUACAUAUACCUGGAAGGAUAGAUGUAGCUGUGGCAAUAAAGACCCUUAAAGGAGGCUAUAUGGAACACCAGAGGAGAGACUUUUUGCGUGAGGCAUCUAUCAUAGGGCAGUUUAACAGCCCUAAUAUCAUCAGGCUCGAAGGAGUGGUCACUAAAAGCAGACCAGUAAUGAUAGUGGUGGAGUACAUGGAAAACGGAGCACUUGACUCUUUCCUCCGGAAGCGUGAUGGUCAGUUUACAGUGCUCCAGCUGGUUGGCAUGCUGCGAGGCAUCGCAGUAGGAAUGACCUAUCUUUCAGAUAUGGGUUAUGUUCACAGAGACCUUGCUGCUCGUAACAUCUUGGUAGACAAAAACUUGGUCUGUAAGGUUUCUGAUUUUGGUAUGUCCAGAGUCCUUGAAGAUGACACUGAAGCUGCCUACACCACUACAGGGGGAAAGAUACCAAUACGCUGGACAGCACCAGAGGCUAUUGCUUAUGGAAAAUUUUCCUCGGCUAGUGAUGUUUGGAGCUACGCCAUCGUCAUGUGGGAAGUAAUGUCCUAUGGCGAAAGACCCUACUGGGAGAUGUCCAAUCAAGAUGUCAUUUUAUCAAUUGAAGAAGGCUAUCGUCUUCCGGCGCCGAUGGGCUGCCCUGUGACGCUGCACCAGCUGAUGUUGCACUGCUGGCAGAAGGAGGCUGGACAGCGCCCACGCUUCAGCGAUGUGCUCUCUUUCCUUGACAAACUCAUCAUUAAUCCCGGCAGUCUGCUUACUCUUGUGAAUGAUGUACAAAGUCUCCCUGAUUCCCCAGAGGACAUGCACGACUACCCUCUUUUCAUCUCAAUCGGCGACUGGCUUGACUCCAUCAAAAUGAGCCAGUAUAAGAAUAACUUCCUUGCAGCAGGCUACACAACACUGGAUUCCAUUUCAACGAUGAGUAUAGACGACAUCAGGCGUAUUGGGGUCUGUUUGAUUGGCCACCAGAGGAGAAUCAUAAGCAGCAUACAGUCUCUUCGCCUGCAGUUUCACCACAUCCAACAGAAUGGCUUUCAAGUGUGAGACCAUUACAUAAAGACAGACUGUGUGUACACACUGAGCUGGAAACAAACCAGACUUCCUCUGCAUCGUCAUCCGACUAAUUGCAAAAACACCAGACUGUUAGGUGUAGCAGGUACCACACACUGCUCAUAUGAGAGCUGUCCUCUCCUAGACCAUAUGUGGUCUAGUUACCACACACACACGCACACUCAUCAUCUUAUGGAUCGUCAUCAGUACAGCCUCCACAACAACCAACCUCUGUCAGCGUCGGCCAAAUGCGGUCUGUUUAUUAUCUCAGCAAAUACUAGCAUUUCACUUGAAUUUAGGACUUACUUUCUCUAGUGUCUAUUCAAGUGUUCACCAAUACCUCUUCUCUCUCCAAGUGACAAUCCAAUGGUUUCUAUUGACUCUAUUGAAUGGUCUCAAGUCUGUUACCUCAUGAUCAGAGAAGAUGUGGAUAGGACAUAAGAUAUGGUGUGGUAUGGUAAUAUAUGGGACAGUAUGUGAAUUAUUAAAAUAAGUACUUUUCUGGAUGGUUUAGGAAACUAUUCAGCUGAAAUACAGAUCGGCAGUAUGGUAAAUACAAUCAUGUUUUAUGAACUGAAGACCGCUGAAUGUCAAAAGAUUUUAUAGAAAUGUAAUGUUCUAUCCUCAUGAUAAUGCAGUAUGUCUUGUACAAAAAGUCUUGUGAAAGGUGUAUGUUUUAUUCAGUAUGUUUGUUCCUUAUUAAACAACCCUAUUUUAA